Oryzias melastigma (Indian medaka) is the source of this 3367-nucleotide messenger RNA. It is a transcript of the gene adcyap1a, whose product is annotated as adenylate cyclase activating polypeptide 1a. The transcript has 6 exons. Gene Ontology annotation, molecular function: neuropeptide hormone activity; peptide hormone receptor binding; pituitary adenylate cyclase activating polypeptide activity. Gene Ontology annotation, biological process: positive regulation of protein kinase activity; positive regulation of GTPase activity; positive regulation of transcription by RNA polymerase II. The record is from RefSeq and is a predicted model, not a curated record. Gene Ontology annotation, cellular component: neuron projection; extracellular region; perikaryon. Bases 278 to 961 code for a protein of 227 amino acids. NCBI's taxonomy places the organism in Eukaryota, Metazoa, Chordata, Actinopteri, Beloniformes, Adrianichthyidae.
AUGUCUUUCCGAUUCAUGGUUUCAAAAACCAGAGCGGAGCAACUUGACAGGACGCAGGAAACUUUUUUUUUUCUCUCUGCUUGGAGCGAGCGCGCGUAAAGAAAGAAAGAAAAGUCCUCCAGAAGUCAGCUGCGGGGCGCACGGAGCGCUGCACACGCACGAGGAGCCAGAAGACGCGCAUCACUGGAGGAAUACAAGGGAGAGACGGAGACAGAGAUCCAAGCUCUUGAGAUCUCUCCAAGAUCUUGAGCGGAUCUGCAUCCAAAACUGCAGGACAAUGUCCAGUAAAGCGACUCUAGCACUACUCAUCUAUGGGAUCUUCAUGCAUUACAGCAUCAACUGCUCACCUGUGGGGCUCAGCUUUCCCAGCCUUAGACUGGACAGUGAGGUUUACGAUGAGGGUGGCAACUCCUUACCAUCUCUGGAUUACGAUGGAGAUCAAGUGGAGGUGAGAAGCCCUUCAUCCGUCGCGGACGACGUCUUCACUUUGUUCUACCCUCCAGAGAAAAGAAUGGAAAGGCAUGCAGACGGCAUGUUUAAUAAAGCCUACAGGAAAGCGCUGGGUCAGUUAUCAGCAAGGAAAUAUCUUCAUUCUCUGAUGGCAAAGCGUGUAGGGGGGGGCAAAACGCUGGACGACAGCUCGGAGCCCCUGUCCAAGCGGCACUCGGACGGCAUCUUCACGGACAGCUACAGCCGCUACAGAAAGCAAAUGGCCGUCAAGAAAUACCUGGCAGCCGUCCUGGGGAAAAGCCUUGAGGACGUAGCUUUGCACCAAAUCCUACAAGAGCUAGACUUUGACGCCCUCCCGGACGGCGAUGAGUUUGAGGCUUUUUUGGGAGGCUGGCUGAAACAGCUCCCUCCCCAAUUCGCGGUGAGUUUUCCGGCUCUUUCCACGAGGCCUCGUCCUCCUCCGCUGGGACUUCUUAUGUCCUGCCCCCCUUUUUUUAAAAAAUUCUUUUGACUUCUUUCCCACCUCACCUGUGCUCCCGUCUCACAGAUUUUCAGUGCACCUGUAUGAAGGAUACAGGUUGAAAGUGGAAAGGACCGAUCAAAUCCUAAACCUAUUGUGAAUUAUUUUGAGAAAAAAAAAGUGCCGUAUUUUCCGGAGUAUAAGUCGCAAGAUGAAAAAAAUAUCUAAUCAAGAAGAAGAAAACCAUAUAUAAGCCUCUCUGGAGUAUAAGUCACACUUCUGGGAGAAAAAUCGGACGUUUUAGAACAAAUCCGCCAAGCCCGCAUUGCUACAGAAUAAAGAAAUACAAGAAUACUAAUGUCUUGAUCUAAAAAAUAUAUCAAAAUAUAUGUAAAGAAGCAGGUUUUGUUGAAACUCUGAGUUUUUGAACUCCAAGUUAAGAAAAACUCUGAGUUUGUGAACUCUGAGUCAUUCAACUCUGAGUGCAGGUUUGAACCCUGAAUUUGUUAAACCUGCUUCUUGAAACGGGCCCCAGAUUCUCUUCCAUGUUUGUUUUGGACGACACUUCUUCUGCCACUGUCAGUAGCAAAUACUUACAGAUGCAGCGCCCUCUAGCGGCUGUUAGCAACCACUAAACGACAACCGGUAUUUACUGGGAAAAAAAACAAAUCUAUAACCCUUUUGAUGUAAAAAAAAAACAAAAAAAAAAACACACAAAUAAGUCACUCUGGAGUAUAGGUCGCACUUUUAGGAGAAAAGUAUAACAUUUCAGAAUGAAUCUGCCAAGCCAGCGUAGCUAAAAAAAAUAAAUAAAUAAAAUAAAAAAUAAAUAAAUAAAAAAAAAUGCAAGAAUAUGAAUUUUUUGAUUAAAGAAAAAUAUCAAAGAAAACAAUCAGAUUCUCUUCCAUGUUUGUUUUGGACAACACUUCUUCUGCCGCUGUCAGUAGCAAAUAUUUCAGCUGCAGCGCCCCUAGCGGUUGAUAGCGGAAACAACCACUAAAAGAAAACCCGUGUUUACAGGAAAAUAACAAAUAAAUAACCCUUUUGAUGUAAAAAAAAAAAGAAAAAAUACACAAAUAAGUCACUCCUGGAGUAUAAGUCGCACUUUUAGGAGAAAAGUCGAACAUUUCAGAACAAAUCCGCCAAAAACAGCGUAGCUAAAAAAUCUUUUGAUCUAAGAAAAAUAUAAAAAUAUCAAAGAAAACAAUCAGAUUAUCUUCAUGAUAGUUUUAGACAACACUUCUUCUUCUAGCGGUUGUUAGCGGAAACAACCGCUAAAAGACAACCCGUGUUUACUGGGAAAAACUGCAACUUAAACUCCGAAAAAUACGGUAAUUAGAGUAUAAAAAGAUUGUAGUACUUUAUAAAUCCCACAUUCCUAGACUAGAGUACUUCUGAGGUUCUUUGAUUUUCUUCAACUGUGAGCUUUCACAUCGACUCGUGUAAAGUGCCAAUCCUGUGUUUCUAUCAAAUGUAUCCUGUUCUUUUAUUCUGCUCAAGGUUGUCUCUGCCCAUAUAAUAAGUAUCAGCCCGGCAAUGAAAAAAAACAAAGAAAAUCAUUUUUGAAUGAUACUUGUUACAUGGAAUCCCACUUGUUAAAGACAUCCGGGGAACUCUUGUGUUUUGACCUUCUAUUGUGCUUCCUUUUUCUGUCAUGUGAACCAAUGUACAAACUACAGUAGACUGCAUGAUUAAAGCUCUGGCAACAGCCACCACGUUUGUGCAGACAACCAUGCUUGCUUUCUGACUACUGUAAACUUCCUGUUGUGUUCUGUUCGCCUACAUUCCCAGACAAGCUGUAUGUUCUCCAUAGAAUGUACUUUACUGCUGAAAAAACUUCUAGUUUUGUAAUUUUCUGUGAGAAAGAAAAAAAAAUGUUAUUUUUUGGCUUUAAUAUUAGAAAGGUACAGAAAGAGAGCUUAAAGUUCAUGAAAAAAAUGGACCCACAUCGGAUCUGUUUUCACUGUAUCUUCAAUUUUUGCAUCCCCCCCUCCUCUAGGCUUUGUGACGCAGGAAGCAGAGAGCUGUGGUGCCUUGCAUCGACUUUAAAAAAUCGCCAUGAAUCACAGAUGGCUAUUUAGUGGCCCUACAAUGCUGCACAUCAUCCGCUCGCAUUCCCCCCUCUUUUAUUUUGAUGUUACUGCUUCUGUGUGGCACCGAUGUUUGACAGCGUAGAUGCUCUUAGUGAUUGUUUGCACUUCUUUCUUUUCCCAUUUGUUGUAGAAGUUUUGUCAAAAACAAAGAGGAGCGGCCGCUUCUCCGUGAACCAUCAUAUGUAUGAUAGCGAAGCGCCAGUAGCCUUAAAAAUCUAUAUAUAUCUAUCUAUAGAUAUAUAUCUAUAUAUAUACAUAGUGUUACUAUUAGAUCUUCAAAUGCAAUCUGCAAGAAUUAAGCCAAUAAAUGUCUAAAAAAAACGUGAUGUAAGAUUUGUAUGAAUAAAUUUUUGUAAACAACAAA